AUGACUCUUACAGGUUUGUUCUUAGAAAAACCGAGUAUUGAGAAAUAUAGAAAGGUUGAAUUUCCUCCCUUCGAUGUGAAUGAAAAUGAUAGCUUCAAAAUCAACGUGAAGAUAGUGCAGAGAAAAUCAAACGGGAAGAUAGUGUUUGCUCAUGGAAAAGAAGAUUUUGCAGACUUUCUUAUUAGUUUGCUGAGAAUUCCUUUAGGAGGAGUGGUACAUUUGAUGGAGGGCUUUUCUUGUAUGUACAAGAGCAUUCUUAAUUUAGAUCAAAAUUAUUGGACAGCAGAUAAUGUAAAGAAUAAGCUUGUUGAUCCUGGUCUUGUCCCACAGUUCCUAGUAAGUAACAAGCUGUUUCCAAUUUUCGGCUCCAAAUAUUUUUGUUGCACUGAGAUCAAAUAUUCCACCUUUAUAUAUGGAGCAGGUACCGAUCCAUAUUUAACGGCCUGUUUUCUAACACCGAGACAUGGAAAAAGUGUCCGAGGAUUUACAGAUGUGGAAUUUGUUGAUCCUAUAUUAAAUAGAAAAAAUUGUAAAAAUAUUGUGAAAGGGCCCACAAUGUACAUGGCAACAGAUGAUUUAGUUGUGACGCCAAUGACGGCAACUUCUGUUAUAUCUUUACUUGCAACUAUGAGCAUUCCUUUCAGUGACUUGGAAGAGAAAGAGUUUAGCAUUGGCAUCAAGGAGGCUGUUGGAAUACUACAAGCAUCAUUGACAUCAAAAUCAGCCCUUACAACUGCUCUCUGUCACCUGUUAACCCAAAUUAAGCAGGAGAACUAAUUAGUAAUAUUGUUGGAUUUGCA
Molecule: messenger RNA, 800 nt
Organism: Vigna angularis (adzuki bean)
Lineage: Eukaryota; Viridiplantae; Streptophyta; Magnoliopsida; Fabales; Fabaceae
Exons: 2
Coding region: 1-777 (258 amino acids)
Source: RefSeq, a predicted model, not a curated record